GCCCCGUGUGUUGUUGUUGUUUAAACGGGACUCUUUUUCUCUCAUCCGUGUGUUGCGCGUUUUCACCGCGUUGUGUUUAUUAGUUUGUGCGCGCACGAUAAAACACUUUUUCGGUAAAUUUUCGGAUUUCUUCAACAAAAAAAUUAUUUAUUUCCAAAAAAAAUUGAAGAUAAAACAAUUGAACGUCGAAACAAAAGUGUGUCAAAGUUAACUUAUCUCUCGGAACGUAAUUAUUAUAAGUUUAAUUAUUAAAUUACUGUGUAAUAGUGUUUUUAAGGAAGAUAUUUGGGAUAUUACCUUAAAAAAAAAUUUUUACAGUAUUGUUACUUAGUUGUUAAAAAAAAGUGAAAAAAAAGACGAAUUUAUUUUGUGAUUAUUGAUAAAAAAUUUUUAUUGAUGAGGUGUUUGAUUACGAUCGUAAUAUGUGCGUUAGUAGUGUUGUUUUUGUAACCGAAAAGGAAUUAAUAAAAACCGAAACGGUUGAAAACGAAGAGGAAGAAGAAGAAGGAGACGAUCUAAGCGGGAUCAUUUUUAGAUCCUGUUGGAUUAUUAGUCAUGGUAGGAGGCGGUUACAAUGCGCGAUACAACCCCAUGAUAAAAGGGACGUUGUCUAGUGUGGAUAGGGACAGGCUCCGUGAGCGUCAACGUCAAGCAAGGGCUCAAAUGUCCUCGCAGGUUGCCGAACAGGAUGGUGGACCAGGUGGACAGCCCCUUUUCGGAGCUCCAGUCCGGGUAAAUCCAUCCUCAAGCGAUCCAUUAACACAAAAAAUAAUCAGCAAAUUUGGCGAAUACCAACGAGUGGUACCAUAUGUGGAAAGUACCUUAUUAAAAGGAGGUGGGGCGUUGCUCACGGGUAUUCUAUCGACCCCUAUGAUAGAAAAUUCACAAAAAAGCCCCGUCGGAACCACAAACUCGGUUUCCUCAUCUUCGCCAUCUUCAUCUUCAAGACCUAAUCAACAGCAACAACAACACCAAAGUUCCUCAUCCUCUUCCACGUCCUCUUCAAAUCCGCCGGUUUCAUCGCGACUCCAACCUCCACCUGAAUUCAAGAAGCCGCAGCAACAAAGCAAUAGCCGACCACCUCCUCCAAGUCAUCAUCAACAAACGCACCAACGAGGUGGGGUUUUUAUUAAACCUUCGGAUGGAAAACCACCAUAUGAAGGACGGGGUGGAUACCCUGGACAACCUGGAAAACAUGGGAAUGGAAACCAUCGGUCUAACGGGAUACAUCCACCGAAAGGACCUCCCAAUGGGGGGAAUGGGAGUUCUACGUCACCGAUGCCUUCCAAUCGCCUGCACAAUGUAGCACGUACUUUACCGAGGAUACCUCUCGAUCAGCACCAUUUGUCGAGUAGUAGAGAUGAAAGAUCGUCAAAUCCACGUGGUUCCGAAGAAGUUCAAAGUAUAUUUAAGGAAAUGAUCGACAAUCGGCCGCCAGUAACCGCAAUAGCAGCAACGCCACGUAAUAACGACCAAGAAAAAUUUCUUUUCCAUCACACUAAGCCUCAGGAAAUAUCAGUUCCAACAUCAUCGUCUUCAACAUCAAAUCAAAAACGUUUGGAUAGGCCACAAACAGCUCGUGAAUCGGCGGGUUUGCAGAGCGACCUCGAGAUAUCGGAUAGCGAUGAUGAGCAGAAGAGGAGGGGUAUUCUUCAUCCGCACAAACCUAUUAUAAGAAUGUUAUCACCAAUUGCACAAACACCAGCUCCUCAUUCUUCAUCCAGUAUGCACCAAGACAUACCUGAUCCACAAGAAGUUCGUUCUCCUCAAGGAACAUCAAGUGGUUCGGAUUCAUCGGGUUCGGAUAGCGAUUCGAGUAGUGAUGAUUCUUUGGAUGAAGUGGCGCCGUCCCUAAAACACUCGCCUCCUCCACCUGAACCAAAAGUUGAAGAGGAAAAGGAGGGUCGGUACACGUGGAAUUUAAGCUCUUAUUUACCACAACCAAACAACCCUCAACUCGGCCGAAGAACGGGGCAAAGUCCAAAUCAACCGAGUCCAAAUAAUGCUGAAUCGGAUGAUGAAGAAAUGGUUAAAAAUUUAGAUAUAAAAGAGGUGAUAAAUGAAGUGAGGACGGUACCGUUAUUGGCUAAUUUAUCCGAUACGGAUGAAAGUGAUAAAUUAAGUAAUAAUAAUAAUGUUAAUAGUGGGAAUGUUAAAAAGAAAAGUGGUUUGGUGGUGUUAAGUGAUAAUAGUGACAGUGAAAAUGAUACGGGGAGGACACCGAAGGUAAAACCGUCGAAUCGAGCGACGGUUAGGGCUAAAUUGAUCGAUAGUGAUUCCUCAGAAAAAGAGGAAGUGAUUGAUAAAGAAGCUGAAGUACGGACUAGUACUGUUCAGUUACCGAAAAAUAAUAACGCGGUUGAAUCUUCACCAAGCAAAAAACAACGAGGUAGACCGAAAAAGAACGUAGAUAACAAUGUUGUGGGUAGUAAACCGAAAAGAGGGCGACCCCCUAAAACACCUGCUGAUUUAAGCGGAUCUGAAAAGAAGAGAGGAAGACCACCAUCAAAACCAAAACCACCUCUAUCUCCAUACAGUUCCGACGACGAUGAUAACAGCAAUAAACCACCAAAUCAAGUGUUUGGAAAACCUCAUCCUGGGAGAAGAAGAAGGAAAGAUUCUAGAGGUAUAUCAAACAGUUCAUCGGAUGAAAGUUAUUAUCACAAUAAAAAAGAAUCCUCAAGAAAAACGCAAAAAUCCUCAAAUUAUUCCGAUAGCGAUGAAGAGGUUGAAAAUCGUAAUCGGGCGCCUUUAAAAGAAAAUCAAUCGUUACGAAAUCAAAAACAUAUAGAAUCUCAAAAGAAGAAACGUUCGGUACCGAAAAAACCACCGAAAAGUGAUGCGAUUGUAAAAACAUCGGAUUCGGAUAGCGAUUCGGAUGUAACCAAUAAAUCGUUACCGAAAAAAUUACCACCUCAGCGAAGUAACCGUACGAUAAGUUCGAGUAGUGAUAGCGAUGACUCAAGAAGAAGUGAUUCUUCAGAUCGUGAACGAAAAAAUAUUAAAUUAGACAUCGAUUCAAACACAGUUCAAGAUAAAAAGAAAAGUGAUACGAUAAGAAAACUCUUUCAACCGCCGAAAGGUGGUGGAAAAGGUGGCGGGAAAGGUGGUAAAGGUGGAAAAGGCGGUAAAGGAGGUGUUGAGGUGAUAAUCAAAGAUGAAACGUACCAAAGGAGCAGUUCGUCGGUUGAAGACGAAAUUGUCCCAAUUAGGACCAAUAAUAAUAAUAACAAUUCUACAGAAACUAAAACGACCACAAAGACUGAGUUACCAGAAAAAUCAAAAACAUUAAUUAAACGAUUACCCGUACGCAUCGAAUUGAGCCGUUUAAGCAACUUAACCAAACAAUUAAUUAAUAAGAAAAAAUCUGAAGAAUUAAGAAAAUGGUCUUCGUUAUCAAACACCAGGCAACAGCAGCCGCAACAACAACAACAUCAACAACAAAAUCAAUCCAACCAAAAUAAUAACUCCAAUAAUAAUAGCAACAACACCACCUUUGAGUUACCGAACGAUAAUAAUUCUAAUAAUUCAAGACAAUCGAGUACCUUAAUUCAAAGUGAUUGUGAUCGACGGACUAAAAAUUUAAAUGAAAAUACAAAUGAUAAAUUUAAAAAAAUCCCAUUGGCGACGAAACCUCCCGUUUAUAAUAAUAAAAUCAACGAGAAUAGUGAUGUUGAAUCGACGAAAAAGUCGUCGUCGUGGAAGAUGGAUUUGCUAGAACCGAUGGACCAAAAAAUCAAAAAACGUAAACGGCACAAUAGCAGUAGCUCAUCGCUAUCGACGACGAGCAAUUUAUCGCACAAUAGUAGUGGGAGACGAAGAGAUAAAGUCGAUCAUAAAAGUAAACGAAGAAAAGAGGAAUGUAUUAGUAGAUCUCAGGAUACAUAUCAUCAAAUCGGCAACGCUCCUUCGUCAAACCACGAAAUGGAAGAGUACAAAAUGAAUAUUCACGAUUUGGGUGGUGAUAGUCAUGAGGAAAGGAAUUGGCCACAUCGAUCUAGGGGGGAAUAUAAUCCUUAUUUUGAACCGCCAGACGAGGAAGAUUCAGAUAGGGAUAAAGAUCGAUUUUUAAAUGAAGCUAAAAGAUUGAAACAUCUCGCUGAUAGUGAAGCGGAUGCUAUACAACAAUGUAUGUUGUAUUUAGAAGCAAUACUUUACUUUAUUCUAACCGGAAACGCCAUGGAACAAGAAGCCCAAUCGGACACCGCUGCCUUUACAAUGUACAAAGAUACCCUUAAUUUAAUUAAGUAUAUAUCAUCAAAAUUUAAGAACCAACAAAAUCCGUCGUUGACUGGGACCAAAUUAGUUGCUUUAAGUUUACGGUGCCAAGCACUGUUAUACUACAAACUAUACAAAAUACGUGCUCAGGACGUAAAAGAAACUGAACGUCAAAUAUGGGAAUUCCUGCAGAAGGUAAAACGCGACUCUAACCCUUUCUACACGAUCUCAAUGUCGAAUACUGUGUGCCACCAGAACUCCGGGGCAUUGGUGCACGCAGAUGCGGCUUCCGUUGCUGUUCCUUCAUCGACUGGCGGCGGUGGCCACGGUGGCGGUCAAGGGACGCCUUCACCUCUUUCACCGACGCCGUCACCGGCGAGCAGCAUAGGAAGUGUCGGGGGUAGCAGUCAAUCCUCCGGAUAUAGCAGCGGGGAAUUAGCGGGACCGCCGCGGCAUCAUCACCAUCCUGUGGUCGCUCCUGUACCACCUCAACAAGGAGGUGUUGGUCCACAACAACCCACUGUGGGACCACCACAACCAGCCCCAACGCCUUGUGUGCUAGUUCCUUUACCUAUUUAUACGUUGAUUCAAAAACAAACGCAGAAUAUUUCGUAUUUUAUUAAUUAUCAAGAUUUAUGGGAACAGGCUGAAGAACUUACUAAAAAACAUCAUUUAGAUAUUUUUCAUCAUUUGGAUCGGACAUAUAAGCCUUUAUCGCUACAUAGUUCUUUAUCGGAUUUGGUGGCGUAUAUGCAAGCUGGGAUUAAAUUUGUUAGAGAAGAGAAUCGAAAUAGUACGAAUUAUAGUCGAUAAAUAAUUUUUUUUUUAAAUCACCAAGAUAAAAGUACGCAAAUGAAAAGUAACUGACCAAAGAAGCACCAAGUCAAUUCCUACGGUCAAUAAUGACUCGCUAAAGAAAACAAAAUUAAUUAAACGGAAUAAAACAAAAGUAAUUGAACCGCGCAAAAUAAUAAUAACGAAUAAAACACUACGAAUAAAUUAAUAAAAUAAUAUCAAAUGCACCGAAGAUGAUGGUAAAGUAAAAAUUCAUGGUAAAAAAAAACUUGGGACUAGAAUCUUUUUUUUAUAAUUAUACAUAAUAUAGUAGAAGUUUAAAAAGAAAAUGUAAUUAAAGGUGCAUAUUUUUUAUGGUAAGAAAAUAUAGAUAAAAUUCCACACGUAUUUUUGUAAAUAAAUUCCGCCGCCUAUAUUUGUAAUAAUGAAAGUUAAAUAAAUAAAUAAA
Onthophagus taurus is the source of this 5461-nucleotide messenger RNA. RefSeq names its product AF4/FMR2 family member lilliputian (gene lilli). Gene Ontology annotation, molecular function: DNA binding. Lineage: Eukaryota; Metazoa; Arthropoda; Insecta; Coleoptera; Scarabaeidae. Gene Ontology annotation, biological process: regulation of gene expression. The record is from RefSeq and is a predicted model, not a curated record. Gene Ontology annotation, cellular component: super elongation complex; nucleus.